AUGCGUGGUUUGAAACAAAGGCUCAAGGAACACAAAUAUACAAUCAAUAGGAACCUUGAUAACACUGUGUUAGCAUCCUACACAAGGCAACAGGAUAUUAACGUGCAAUGGGAUCAAGCGGCAAUUAUAAAAAUGACAACUAAUAGGCAAACAAUCAAACAUCUGGAGAGAUUGGAAAUCUAUAAGACGCACCCUCAUAGACCUAGACCAGAAGGAAAACGUCAUAAAAAAGUGCGACAACCACACAACACUAGGGAAAGGUAUCGACAAAUGGCUAAUGCACAAGAAUUUAUAGAUAAAACUUAUUCUCAUAUUCAGUAUGGUGGAGUUGUUACAAGGUCAGCAAAUGAUACUACAGAUGGAACAAAUCAUGGAGGACAUUCUGUUCGGCCAAGUAGCUUAGAAUUGCAUUCAACAUAUAUUGCAAAUCAUGAAACUGGUUAUGUAGGUAGUCCAACACACCAUUAUCCAUCUCCUCCAACUACUUAUACAGAGCAAUCGCAAUCUCCUCAACAUCAUUUUCCACCGCCACCGUAUACUGUUAAUUCACCAGAAGCUCGAAAUACACCUAUUAGUGGCACACCUACUCGUUAUGGGAAUCGCAUUAAUUCUGCAAGACCAUCUCAACCACCUCCAGCUCCACCUGUGUCUAAUUCCUCAGGAUCUAGUGGGACUUCCACUCCCACUAUAUCUGCAGGUGGUACUCCUUCAAGUGGUACAGGAAGGUAUAGAGUUUCAAGUCAUUCAAGAGAUAAUCUUCCUCCUCCUCCUCCACCACCCGAAAAUACUACUGUUAAUGGAAUUCAUCCUCCUUCUCUUUUUGUUACCCAGAAAGUUAUUCAAUCACAACCAGGAUCUGGCCCACAUACGCCAGUUCAUAAUUCUCAUGUGGGAUCUCGCCAUGCAACUCCAACUCAUCAUUCCCACACGAAUAUUUCUAGUAGUCAAGUUCCUCCAACAGAUAUAGUCACUAAUACCACUCCUGAUGGUUUAGAGCUUCCACCACCUCCACCUACACCUGAUAAAGAUAUCCUUCAUACAGAUAGUCAUCUUGUUCCUUCACCUCCACCUCCUCCUCCUCCAGCUGUUAAUGGAUGUUUGCCACCACCACCACCACCCUUGCCUCCUCCAGAUGAUCUAUCAAAUGGUCCAGUUAUGAGUGGAGAUAUUGUUCGUGUUCAAGAAAUUGUCUCUCUUUCAUCAGAAUCUGCUAGCACAACAUCUAGUGUAAGCAAAACUAGUGAAAAUACAGAUCCAAAAUCUAGGUUACCACCAAUUACUCAAACUGAUGCAAGAAGUGAUUUGUUGGCUGCAAUUAGAGAAGGAAUUAAAUUAAGAAGGGUGGAAGAUAUUAAGCAAAAAGAAGUAGAAAAAGCUGCACCUCUUCAUGAUGUUGCCUCAAUAUUGGCCCGAAGAGUUGCAAUGGAAUUUUCUGAUUCUGAAUCAGCUUCCGAAAGUGAAUAUGACAGUGAUGGAUGGGAUGAUGAAACAGAAUGCUGAAAAUAAAUUGCGCAGGUAUGAUAUAUGAAAAUUGAUUUUAAAAAAUUAGGAUAAAUUUCUAAAUGUAAAUAAAUUGAAAUACAUUUUUAACACUAUCAUAGUAUACAUUCAAUAUCACAACACAUAUUUAUUGUUAAAAAAUAGUACUUCUGCACAUUAUACAUUGUAAGCACAAAAGUAUUAUUUUUAAAUACAAUUUUUAAAUUUUUGCGGUAUCAUCAAAUGUGCAGCCUGGUUUAAACUGACCUUAUGCUGAAUUUCACAGUUCUGCCUUUACUCUUUAUUACACAAAAUUAUAAAAUCGCCCACAUGUGCUCUUCCUGUCACACAGAGAGUAUCUAAAAGCUGUUCAGUUUUCUGCAGAAGUUGAGUGGAGAGUUUUAAGUUGCUUAGCUGCCUGAUGAACGGACUUCAUAGGCUUCCUUCGUAAGCCUACCUGAUUGCCUCCACACUCCUGUCUGACAAUCAGGAUUUCCCACCUCCAUUAUAUUUCAACACAUUUCCUAUGGACAAGAACUGUUUCUUCCAUGCUUUGAUGAUGUUUCAUGAUAGAGGAUUCUUUCCAAACACAGUGAAAGUUUUGCUGUUCUUGAAGAAUGAAAUUUCUCUCAGCAUGCCACCAAACAGUUCAUGCUUUCUCUUGAGUUAAUGUCAUUUUGUCAGUCACAACUGUAACAUCACAGUUGCUCUUCAUGCAAUGUAUUAAGUGUUUUUGUCAUUAGGAAUAUUGUGAUUUUGAAAAACAUUAACAGAGUAUUUUUUUUAUUU
Molecule: messenger RNA, 2268 nt
Organism: Centruroides sculpturatus (bark scorpion)
Lineage: Eukaryota; Metazoa; Arthropoda; Arachnida; Scorpiones; Buthidae
Product: wiskott-Aldrich syndrome protein family member 2-like
Exons: 3
Coding region: 1-1500 (499 amino acids)
Molecular function (GO): actin binding
Source: RefSeq, a predicted model, not a curated record